Anisakis simplex (herring worm) is the source of this 1284-nucleotide messenger RNA. The record is from the annotation of a GenBank genome assembly. NCBI's taxonomy places the organism in Eukaryota, Metazoa, Nematoda, Chromadorea, Rhabditida, Anisakidae.
AUGAAUUGUCACCAGCUCCAAAAUAAUGCUGAUUGUGAAGUGAUUCGUUCUCAUUUCAAGGUGUAUGCCGAAGAAAACAUCCGAAUUCUUAUAAAUAGUAGUGAAUUGGAAGAGCUGAAUUGCCCCGAAGCAAGUGACCUGUUCGAAAGUGACGAUGAUGAUGAGAGUAGUGAAGAUGAAGCUGAUGCGAACAAUGAAGACGGUAGUAGGCCGAGAGAGAAGACUUUGCAAGAUAUUGAAAAACGCGCACAGAAAAGGGCAUAUAAACAAAAGUGGACUGCUCGACGGAACGACCUUCUUUGGGAUUACUACGAAUCAUCGUGGUACUCAAUCUCGAGUGCUGUACAAAUGUUGGAAAUAGCGCAUAUGAUCGGGAAAUCAUCGGCUGAAACGAUGUGGUGCGCGGUGGUUGGCUUGAACAGUCAAUUGGUCGAUCAGCUGAUAUCAAUUGAGGCGUACACGAACGUUUGUAUCGAUAAAUUACGUCCGUUUAUUCGCAGAUAUUCACCGAAAGAUGCGAGCGCUCUGAAGGGUGACGAUGUGUUGAGGAUAUCGUUCGAUAAAGAAUUAACAAUUCCAAUGUAUGCGCAUUGGUCACUGUAUAAAGGUAUGAUCAAUGAUGAAUACUUUAUGUGUCGUACCCAGUUCUGGCAACAACGCGGUGACGCCAGAAUGAAAGCACUUCUCGCUGAUCUUGGAUUAACGCUGAUCGAAUGUAAACAACUUUAUUCAGCACUGAGUCAGGAGCGUAAAAAAGAAGUGUUCAGAGUGCUUGAACAGGAAAUCAAUUCAAGUUUCGCUUCGUUUACGGCUGUUAUAGGGUAUUGCAACAGGUUCAAUGCAUCCGAUUUUGCGCGUGCAUUAUGUGUUCGUCUUGAAGUGGGUCAAUCUGAGAGUGAAUCUGUUUACGAUCGGUUUUCUGCCUCAAUGCAUAUCUUGAGAACAUUUCUUGAUGGGAAAGGUAAUUUGUCGCCGUUGACGAAAGCAAUCGAAUCUUAUAAAUCAUGCCUGGAGUAUAUCACAACACAUGUGUUCAUGGUUAUAAACCAGAGUAUUAUCCUCUCGACGGGUCCUUUCCUUCUUCUCUGUCUUCCGUUGAGUGACGAGACACGAAUCUUGACGUCGAGACAUUGUCUGUUCACAUUCGCAAAACAUGCAUUGAGGGCCUUUUGUACAUCGGUUUGUUUGUGCGCAGUAUAUCUCUCCAUUUUUUGGUUGUGUCAAAGAAGUUUGCUUUCUCAUCGAAAUGAGCAGAUGCAUUCCAGUGUUUGUCGAGUAGAUUGA